CGGGUAUCGUGGAUGUAUAGCCCGAAUAGGAAGUGUGCGUUCGACACGUGGCCGCUUGGGAGCGGGAGGCGCGCCUUUGUUAGCCUGGGGCGUUUGAGUGUUCAUGGGGCUGCUGUUGUUCGCGCGGCCAUCAAAGCUCAGGUCUUAGCCUGCGUUCCGGCAUGCUUGCAUACCAGGCCUUGCGAUGCGUGCGUCUGUUGCAACCCCGAUCCCAGCCGUGGUGGUUGCUCCCGGUCGCAAUCCCGCAUUGCCGGCCCCUUCAGGGGCAUCUGCGGGGGGGCAUUGGCCAAGCGAGGGGAGCAUCGACUCCAAUCCGCCCGAUGGCCUCGCCCGCGCGAGCUUAGAAGUAUCCCGCCGAUCGCUGACCCUGCGCGACGCGACGGAGGAGAUGCUGGUGGAGCUCCGCGGGGCGCCGCUGCAGACCUGCUUCAGCGGCCUCGGCCACGUCUGGGCGAGCUCCGCUGGGAGGCAGAGCCACUACGAGCGCACGCGGAAGCGGGACCGCCUCGACUGCUUCGUCUCCCACGACUGGGGUACUGGCCGAUAGGUGAAUUCUUUACGCUUCGCGUAUCCCCACCAGCCCAUCUCACAGCAGCAGCUCUCGCGAA
Molecule: messenger RNA, 608 nt
Organism: Prorocentrum cordatum
Lineage: Eukaryota; Dinophyceae; Prorocentrales; Prorocentraceae
Source: the annotation of a GenBank genome assembly